GGAUGGACCGGACUCGCUCACUCCCACCACUCCACCUCAUCGAGAAUGUCGUCGCCACAACCGCCGGCAGCCGAGCCCGCCACCCCCACCGCCGCGGAGAUGUCGCCGCCGGAGGCGCGGCUGGCGAUGAUGGAGCUGGCGAACAUGAUCGCCGUCCCGAUGGCGCUGACGGCCGUCAUCCGGUUGGGCGUGCCGGCCGCGGUGUGGGCGGGCGGCGCCAACGCGCCGCUCUCGGCCGCGGAGCUGCUCCCGCCGGGCCACCCGGACCCGUCCGUCCUCGAGCGGCUCCUCCGCCUGCUGGCAUCCCGCGGCGUCUUCUCCGAGCACGCCGCCGACCCCUCCGGCGGCCCGGAGCGCCGGUACGCGCUGACCGCCGUGGGGCGCACCCUGGUGCCCUCCGGCCCCUCCGGCGCCUCGUACGCCGACUACGUGCUGCAGCACCACCAGGACGCGCUGGUGCUGGCGUGGCCGCGCCUCCACGAGGCCGUGCUCGACCCCGCCGGCCCCGAGCCCUUCGCGCGCGCCCACGCCGGCGUCCCCGCCUACGCCUACUACGGGCAGGACCGGGCGGCCAACGAGGUGAUGCUCCGCGCCAUGACCGGCGUGUCGGAGCCCUUCAUGCAGGCGCUGCUGGACGGGUACGAGGGCGGGUUCGAGGGCGUGGCCACGCUGGUCGACGUCGGCGGCAGCUCCGGCGCCUGCCUGGAGAUGAUCAUGCGCCGGGUGCCCACCAUCCGGGAGGGCGUCAACUUCGACCUGCCCGACGUCGUCGCCGCCGCGCCCCCCAUCGCCGGAGUGAAGCAUGUGGGUGGAGACAUGUUCAAGUCCAUCCCCUCCGGCGACGCCAUCUUCAUGAAGUGGGUUCUCACGACGUGGACCAACGACGAGUGCACGGCGAUCCUCAAGAAGUGCCACGAGGCGCUGCCGGAGGGCGGGAAGAUGAUCGCGUGCGAGCCGGUGGUGCCGGAGACGACGGACGCCAGCAUGAGGACGAGGGCGCUGCUGGAGAACGACAUCUUCGUCAUGACCACCUACCGGACCCAGGGGAGGGAGCGGUCCGAGGAGGAGUUCCGGCAGCUCGGCCUCACCGCUGGCUUCGCCGGCUUCCGGGCCCUCUACCUCGACCCUUUCUACGCUGUCCUUGAGUAUGUCAAGUGAUCAGGUGGCUUAGAUCUCACCUCUCCACCCAAUUGUUUUCUCCCAUGUAAAAGAAUUUGAACAAGGAGGUCGGGUGUAUGACUCCUGUUAGGUUGGACAUGCGUUUUGAGUUCUGAGAUGUUAUCUUGAGAUAGAGUGAAUCAAGCGCAUUUGUCGGAACUCGAAAAAAGUUA
Messenger RNA from Triticum dicoccoides, 1331 nucleotides. RefSeq names its product caffeic acid 3-O-methyltransferase-like. Lineage: Eukaryota; Viridiplantae; Streptophyta; Magnoliopsida; Poales; Poaceae. The coding region runs from base 46 to 1158 and encodes 370 amino acids. The record is from RefSeq and is a predicted model, not a curated record. Gene Ontology annotation, molecular function: O-methyltransferase activity; protein dimerization activity. The transcript has 3 exons.